Monoraphidium neglectum is the source of this 459-nucleotide messenger RNA. RefSeq lists its product as hypothetical. Bases 1 to 459 code for a protein of 152 amino acids. The transcript has a single exon. The record is from RefSeq and is a predicted model, not a curated record. Lineage: Eukaryota; Viridiplantae; Chlorophyta; Chlorophyceae; Sphaeropleales; Selenastraceae.
AUGGCUCGUACGAGAUUCGUGGCCGUGGCCGCCCUGGCCAUUUUGGCCCUGGCCACGCCCACCCUCGCGGGCCGCACACUGAAGGACGCCGCAGCGGUCCCGAACAACAGGUUCGGCGGCGGGAUCCUCGCACUGCUUCUCGGCAACACCGACGGCUCCGUCAGUACCUCCCCCGGCGGCACACUCUCCGAAGGCACACCCCUCGGCAGCGUGCUCAGCCCCGUCACCAGCGCCGCGGGCAGCAUGCAGCCCGGCGCGACCGGCUCAGCCGUCGGCAUCCUGACCGGCGUCACCUCCAACCUGGGUGGCACCGUCACCAGCCUGGGCGGGUCCCUCACCAGCACCGUGAACAGCCUCCCCGUCGUCGGCCCCACUGUUGGCCCCACUGUUGGCGGCCUCCUUGGCCCCGUCACCAACACCGUGGGCGGGUUGACCACCGGCCUCCUUGGCGGAAGGUGA